CGUCAGCUUGAGGAGCUCCUUCGACUGGGUUUCAUUAAACCCAGUAACUCCCCUUGGGGGCAAAGCGGACGGAACUCUUCGCCUCUGCAUCAACUACCGCGGCCUUAACCAUUACACGGUUAAGAACAGCUAUCCCAUGCCCCGCGCGGAUGAGCUGUUUGAUCGUCUGGCAGACAACCGCUUCUUCACGAAGAUCGAUCUUCGUAGCGGUUACCACCAGAUCCGCGUUGCCACAAAGGAUCAGCCGAAGACCGCCUUUCGGUCGCGCUUCGGCCACUACGAGUUCACGGUGAUGCCAUUCAGCCUCACCAAUGCCCCCGCCACCUUCCAGACGGCGAUGAACGACAUCUUCAGGGACAUCCUUGAAGAAUACGUUCUCGUAUACCUGGAUGACAUCUUGGUCUACAGUCGUACCUUAGAAGACCAUCUCAGACACCUCCGCGAUGUCCUACAGCGCUUACGCAAGCAAGGCUUUUAUGCCAAGCUCAGUAAGUGCCGCUUUGCCCAGCGCAAAGUGGACUUCCUAGGACACCAUGUGUCUGACCAGGGUCUCCACAUGGACGACGCGAAGAUCACUGCUAUUGCAAAGUGGUCCGUCCCCACAUCUGCCAAGCAGCUUUGCAGCUUUCUAGGCCUCACCAGCUACUAUAGUAAUUUUAUCCAGGGAUACGCUAGGUAUUCCUACGUCCUUACYUCYACCCUCCUCCGGAAGAACCCGCCGUGGUUUUGGACACCCCUSUGCGAGGACGCCUUYCGCGCCCUCAAGAAGGCGGUGACCUGUGCCUCGGUUCUUCGCCUUCUCGAUUUUGAUCGUCCUUUUAUCGUCACCACCGAUGCGUCAGAUUUUGCAGUAGGAGUUGUCCUUUCUCAUGUGUUUCCCUCUCCUCCAGAUUCACCUUACCCCCAUGUUCCUCCUUUCCCCCCCCCUCCUGCUGACACUGCUUCUCGACUGACGCCUACCCUCCUACCACUUCCCACGACUGACAGUCCUCCUGAUACUUACUCCCUGACCAUCGCGGAGGAUGGGACUGUCGAGGCUCGUGCUGGGGAUUGCCCGAUCGCUUUCUACUCCCGUCAGCUACUGCCUGCCGAUAUAAACUACACUGCCGAUGAACGUGAGGUUCUCGCAGUAGUUUAUCCUACCCGGCAUUGGCGUCAUUAUCUGCACGGGGCACCCUUCACGGUGCGCACGGACAACUCAGUUGUUCAGACUUUCCUCACGAAGCCUAAGCUUUCCCCUCGACAGGCACGCUGGUGGCGUGACUUAUCCGAGUUCAGUUUCACCACUCAACCCAUCAAGGGUGAAACGAACUCCGUCGCCGAUUCCUUGUCCCGCAGUCCUGAUCAAAAUCAGGAACCCAUCCAUCUUGCUGCCAUCUCCAUCAACACUGUUGAUCAGUCGGUGAUCGACCCGUAUCGCACUCAGUACCGCCGCUGCCCCGAUUAUCGCGUCAUCCACGCGACACUGCGGAGUGGCAAGACCGUUCCUUCCUACUCCCUCGGGGAGAACGGCCUCAUGUACUGGCAUGGCAGAUCUGGUCAGCUAGAACCACGUAUCAGCGUUCCCUCCACCGGACAGCUCCGCGUCCAGGCUGUAGCAGAGUUCCAUGACCAGGCAGCUGCCGGUCAUAUGGACACUCGUUGCCCUGCGCUUGACGACUGGAUCGCCCACAUGGCGGCGAUUAUGAAGCGCGCACACGAGAGUUUAGCCGACUCCCAGACUCGCAUGGCCACACGAGCAAACCGAUCACGAAUGGAUCAUUCAUUCAAAGUCGGUGAUGAUGUGCUCGUCGACGCACGCCACUUACAGCUCGAAGCAGAUACGCUUCGCAAGUUCAGGCGUCGUUUCUUCGGUCCAUGCCGCAUCCUUCCGGCCGUCGGUUCUGAUACUGCCGCUAGUCCGGUCAGCUUCCGUGUGAAGCUACCUGAUUACCUUCGACAGGCUCGCGUACACGAUGUUUACCAUGUCUCCUUGCUGCGUCCUUAUCGCAGACCGUCCGAGCACUUCGCCGGAUGCCCUUAUGAGCGCCCUCCACCUAUCAUGGUGGACGGUCACGAGGAGUUCGUUGUUUCCGACAUCGUAUCACGCCGAGUUACCGACGAUACCCCUCCACGCAUCGAGUACCUUGUGCGUUGGAAGGGCUACCCUGAUGAGGAGGCUACUUGGGAGCCCCUCGAGCACUUGCAGCACGCCAGGAUGUUGGUGCAUGCAUACGAUCGUGCUCGUCGUGCUGAGAUGUCUGCCCCUGCUCAGCCGACUGACCCUCUUCCUCCUCCUCCGGUUGAGGAGAUUGCUGAGGACGAGCCCGCUCCCUCUGAGGCCGUUCCUCAGCCGCAGACGGUCGCCUCCGAGCGUCCACAGCGCACUCAUCGUCGCCCUUCGCGUUACGAUGACUGACACUUUUAUCCUCUAUCUUUCCCCUACUGACUCACACCAUCAGGUACUCCAUCAUCAGCUUCUUCAGGAUGUCAGCGUUUUGCGGCUCUGCUUCGACAUCGA
Molecule: messenger RNA, 2500 nt
Organism: Chara braunii
Lineage: Eukaryota; Viridiplantae; Streptophyta; Charophyceae; Charales; Characeae
Source: the annotation of a GenBank genome assembly